UGCUUUGAUUGACAGGUCUGUUUAACAUUUGCUUCACCAUUGUGCAAAGGGAGCUGGGCUGGACUGAGUGAACUUUGGCACCUGGGGUUUGUUUCUGGGAAGCGGUGUGUCCAAGCAAGGGCUCGUGUUAGUCCAGAUGCAUUUAUUUGCAUGCAUAUGUAAGGUGUGUUCUACAGUCUGUAGAUUUCAAGGAGUAUGUGUGAAAACUCACGUAUCACAAGUAAAACAAACGCAGCUCUAAAGUGCUGUGGCCUAAAAGUUGUCUGUUGAGAAGAAAAACGGAUUCUGGGGCUCAGGCGCCGCCCGCAUGAGAGUUCACCUCCUUCAUUUAAAGUUACUCACUAGUGAUGCGAGGGGAAAGCACUCUGCAUAUGCUCAGAAGCACUUCCCUACAUGAUAUUCAUAGCUGCCAAGUUACCUCUUUUUUAAAGGGAUUUUCCCUUAUGCUGAAUAGGCUUCCUCGCGAGAAAAGGGAAAACUUGGCAGCUAUGGAUAUUCUUUUUGGCACCUGUUUCUGUAAAGAAGGGGCUCCUCAGAAGAGGCUCAAGGGAGGCAGCAACAGGCAGAGAUGACAACACCUGCAAGAACAUUCGCAGGCAAGUAGGCUACACCUUUUGCAGCUGGGCUGGAACUCAAAAACCUCCUUGCCUUAAGUGUUUCCCUUUGCUUUCAUUCUAGGGAGCUCUGGGGAGCUGCAGCUGCUGCUGCUGCUGCUACUGGCCCAGGAAAUGAUUUCCCCCUGCCUUGCUUCUCCCCAAGCAGAAGUGGUUGUACAAGGGCUCUGGCUGAGUGGCCUCCUCCCCAGGAGGGGGCAAAGAGGCAGCAAUGAUUUACCAGAGCAGCAGCAGCAGCAGCAGCAGCAGCAGCAGCAACAACACAAGCACAAGGUCCCUGGGCUCUCGCCAGCCCUCCAACAGCAGACCUUUGAGACUGCAGCCGGGAAGAGGAAGGCCAGGGCUGAGCCACCCACCCUCACCCUCCCCUGGCCGGGGCAGCACCAUGCUUUCCAGCCUAUACUCCUACCUGUUCUCCUGGCUGCCCGCCUUCCCCAGCCUGGCUUGGGGCUCCGAUCUGGUGGACUCUGUCUUGCAGGGGUUGGUGGGUGCCUGUGCCGUCUCCAUCCUGGGCAGCCUGAUGAAGAUUUACAUCUACAUCAACUCUUUGAACGACCCCGACCGGCAGAAGGAGAAGGAGAUCAUCCGCAACCAGUGGCCCCUCCUGGACCAGCUGCAUCUCCUGGUGCUGACUGGGACCUUCACGGUGGUCGGCUACCGUGUGGCUGCCUUGGUGGUGCUGGAGUUCUCCCUUCGGGCCAUCUCCACUGUCCUCUCCCUUGACAAGGGGGCGCACAACAGCCAGCUCUACCUCCUCUGCCAGUACUCCUUGGGCUGCGGCAUCUCCUGCAGCCUCAGCUACCUCCAGGAGGGGGCGCCCCACCGCACGUGGAACCUGCUCCUGAGCGUCGGCCUGGCUGGACUCUUAACUUACUACGUCUGGCGCCUAGCGCGCCACGUCUUCACCAUGUACGAGCUCCACUGCAAGGAGCGCUACUGCGGGGUCUGCCUCUUCCUCCUGACCACCUGGCACGGCAUCCCUCGCCUCCUCUGCAACGCCCUCAAGGUCACCUUCGUGGUGGCUGACCUGGCGGCGGUGGCCCUGAUCAACCGGGACUUCCUCACCACCUCGGAGGCCAUCCGCUUCUGGACCCCGCUCACCAUCUGCUACACUCUGCUUGUCAUCUACAUGCAAGAAGAGCAAAGGCAGAACCCCACAGAGCAGAUGGCCUACCAGACGGUCUUUGUCAGGAUGGGGGGCCUCCUGAUCCUGCUGAUGACCGUUGGCCGGUGGAUGGACAUUGUGAACGUCCUUGUUUCACUGGUUGGGGAGAUCUGGUGCCUGAUGCGGGCGGGAAUCCUGCUGGAUAUCUGCAGGAAGCAGGAUUAUUCUCAAAGGGUCUCGCCCUCAGCUUCUGCCUCCCGACAGCCCUCGAGACACUACAAAGACCUUUCAAAAUCCCACUCUGCAACAGCAACAUCCUGAAACACAGAGCAGGCUCUGGAGGAGCCAGUGGCUGCAAGUCCAAGGUGGAGAAAUCCUUGGGGCUGGAUUUCAUCCGAAUGGUUCAUUUCAUCUGAUCCACUGUGCUGGGCUGCUGUGGACUCUCUGGGCCCAGCAUUGGAUAUGGGAUAGAUAUUUCAUGCCUGCCACUUUACUAAAUGGUGACUUAUUUAUUUCUA
Zootoca vivipara (common lizard) is the source of this 2237-nucleotide messenger RNA. It is a transcript of the gene TMEM82, whose product is annotated as transmembrane protein 82. NCBI's taxonomy places the organism in Eukaryota, Metazoa, Chordata, Lepidosauria, Squamata, Lacertidae. The record is from RefSeq and is a predicted model, not a curated record.